This is a messenger RNA of Chelmon rostratus (copperband butterflyfish), 1076 nucleotides long. RefSeq names its product hydroxysteroid (17-beta) dehydrogenase 3 (gene hsd17b3). The transcript has 11 exons. The coding region runs from base 10 to 948 and encodes 312 amino acids. The record is from RefSeq and is a predicted model, not a curated record. NCBI's taxonomy places the organism in Eukaryota, Metazoa, Chordata, Actinopteri, Chaetodontiformes, Chaetodontidae. Gene Ontology annotation, cellular component: endoplasmic reticulum. Gene Ontology annotation, molecular function: testosterone dehydrogenase (NADP+) activity.
CGGACAAACAUGGAUUUAAUGGAAAUGUUUUUAAUUUCUCUUGGUGCCGCAGUUGUUGUCUACUAUGGAGUGAAACUGCUUCUUUUCAGUAGGAUGUUUUUUCCAAAACUGUGGUUUCCAAUGUCAAACUCCUUUUUCACCUCUAUGGGAGAGUGGGCAGUGGUGACUGGCGCUUCAGAAGGCAUAGGAAGAGCAUAUGCAUUUAUGCUGGCUGAACAUGGAAUGAAUGUGGUCAUCAUGAGUAGAACCAAAGAAAACUUGGACCAGGUGGCAAAGGAAAUAGGUGAUACCACGGGGCAGAGGGUGAAAGUGAUAGUAACAGACUUCAUACAGGAAAACGUCUUCAGUGAAAUUGAGGAUCAGCUGAAGGACCUCAACAUUGGGGUUUUAGUCAAUAACGUAGGCAUACUGCCCAGUUUCAUCCCCUGCAAAUUCCUUGAGUCUGCAGAGCUGGACCAGACAAUUACAAAGGUGAUAAACUGCAAUGUGAAAACUAUGGCCAAGAUGUGCAAAAUAAUUCUUCCGGGCAUGGAGAACAGGGGAAGAGGGGUGAUUGUGAAUAUUUCAUCCGGAAUUGCUUCUAUUCCAUUCCCCCUGUACACCCUGUAUGCUGCAUCUAAGGUGUUUGUGGAAAGAUUUUCUCAAGGUCUCCAAGCGGAAUACAAAGAUAAAGGGGUUAUUAUACAGGCAGUGGCUCCAUUUGGGGUCUCCACUCGAAUGGCAGCUUUCCAAAAAACCAACAUGGUGAUGCUGUCCCCAGAAAUCUUUGUGAAAUACUCGAUGCAGUACCUUAAAGCUGGAGACAAAACAAAUGGCAGUGUCUGUCACAUAGUUCUGGGCUGGUUACUGCAAACUAUUCCUCUCAAGGUUCUCUAUGCAGAGUCUGUGCUGCGCAUGAUGCAAGACUAUGUCAAGAAGAAAACUGCACAGAAGAAGUGGAAUAAAUAACCAGGACCAGCAAUAUAAUUCUAAUUAUGGAACUGCCGUUGACAAAUCUAACCAUUAUCAUUAGUUUCUGUGCAGUAGUACGCUCUGAUUGUAUUGUGUUACAUUGUGGGUAAGACACCCUCAGGAAA